UCGAAGUUUGUGUCUAGUAGGUAUUAGUGGUUUGUGGUAUGCUAUUUCAUUCGGAAUAUAAUAGUUACCUUCCAUGCCAUUGUUGUGAAAGUAUAGAUAGAAGACAGUGUUAACAUGGCCAGCAAAGUGCACAGGGUGCGAUUUUAUAAACCGAAACCUCAAGCCAUAAAUUGUGUAUCUUUCAAUAAAACACUCGGAAACAUUGCACUUGCAAGAGCUGACGCGUCUAUUGAAGUAUGGGAUUUGAAACAAGCGCCGUAUUUAGUGAAAUUUAUACCUGGUGUUGAAAAUGGUUCAGUGGAGGCACUAGGCUGGGUUGGACCAAGAUUGUUGUCCACUGGUCUUGGUGGAGCGCUAGUAGAGUGGGAUCUCGCCAAGUUAGUGCAGAAAACCUCAGUGUUGCUUACUGGGUAUGCUGCAUGGUGUUUAGAUGUAAACAAUAUAGAAUCACAUGUAGCUGUUGGUACAGAACAGGGAUACAUAAACUUGUACUCUGUGGAAAAUGACGAUAUUGUGUAUAAAAAGUUAUUUGACAAGCAGGAUGGAAGAGUCAUGUGCUGCAAGUUCGAUAAUACUGGGAACAUUCUGGUUACAGGUUCAAUAGACACUAUAAGAGUGUGGAAUGUGGACACAGGACAUGCAAUGACUCGCAUAUCGGUCAGUAGGAGGAAGAAAGAGGUCAUCGUUUGGAGUAUUGCUGUGCUUUCUGACAAAACCAUUGUAUCUGGGGAUAGUCAUGGUAGACUUACUUUUUGGGACAGUACUCAUGGGGAACAGAUUGAAUCUUUCGCAACUCACAAAGCAGAUGUACUAUCCAUAGCAGUAUCCGAUGAUGAACACAGUUUAUACUGCAGUGGCAUGGACCCUACAAUUACUCAUUUUGUUAAAGUCACCAAAGGAGGACAAGCCAGCCAAUCACAGUGGGUUAAGAAUGUUCAAAGGCACAUACAUGAACAUGAUGUCAGAUCUCUGGUCAUCAAGGGCAAUGUAUUAAUAUCAACUGGAGUGGACGGUUAUCUUACGUUCUCCAGUUACCCUCCCAAGUGGGUAAUGAGGAUUCCUCCCAUCACGCCCACUCCUAGGUCUUCAGUAUGUCCACGAAAAAAACUUUUAAUUCUGCGAUACAGCGAUCAUGUAGAUGUUUGGAAACUAGGAUCGUAUGAUUCGAAAGGUGGCCAUGAGAUUACUAAGGUUGAACAAAAUGGUUUGCAUGAAAAACAAGAUCCUCAUGCACUUGAACAAGAUUCUACCAUUGCAGCAAUGUAUGGGUUAACUAAAAAUUGUGACAAAAAGCGGUUAAACAUUACUGACAAUCCUUUAAAACUGGUAUCUAUAAACACUAAGAAGGGCAAGCAGAUUCAGUGCUGUGAGCUGUCCCCAAGUGGAGAAUUUAUUAUUUAUGCCACUGCUUCUGAUGUUAGGUUGCUGAAAUUGGAAACAGAUGAUAGUGAAGAUGACCAAUCAAAUAUUUCUCUAUCAAAAGUGAUAAUCACUGGUCUUCCCGGGCCGUGUACUCGAGUGGCAUUUACAGAGGACUCCCGAACUAUAAUUGCAUGUUGUGAUAGUCAGGAGUUAUAUGUGCUACAUGCUGAUCCGGAGGCAGGCGCAACUGUUCUAUAUUCUGUGGAUAUUUCAAAAGGUAAACCCGAACCAUCAUCUAUCCUGCAUCUACUGGUUUCCAAGCAGUGUAAAUCAGGCACAACUUAUGUUGUUGUAUCAGACAGUUGUUCCAUGAUUCAAGUGCUGUCCAAUAACAAUAAGAAAAAGAAAUUCAGCAACUACACGCUACUACCCAAAUAUAAAUUCGUUCCCACUGCUAUGACCGUGGAUCCUGAGAGGGAGACACUUAUUGUCAUUUACUCUAAUCAGAGAAUACUAGAAUUCGACCUAGUAAACAAGAAAGUGAUGGGGUGGGAUGCUAGAUCAAUGCCGAGAAUAUGGCAUAACCGCACUGCGGCCGUCGAGUCGGUGACCGUGCAUCCGCGAAGGGAUGCACUCGUCAUACAGGAUGGAACAUCGCUAUGGACAUUGGGGAGAACCGCACAGGAAGAAAACGAGGAGCCGAACGCAAAGAAGAACCCUGACUUUGUAAAACAUGUGAUGGUCAAAGUUAUACCAGUAAAGUACUUAGCAGGAUUCCACUGGCUGGAAGACGACGAGGCUGUGAUGGUCGAAGUACCACCUGAGAACAUCGUAUCGCAGCUGCCCGCUCCUGUUCAAGUCAGUAGCUGGCAGGGCAGACAAUAGCAACAAUAAAAAGAAAUUUCAGUAUAAAGAGUUUUUUAUUUGUGCUCAUAUU
This is a messenger RNA of Hyposmocoma kahamanoa, 2299 nucleotides long. RefSeq names its product U3 small nucleolar RNA-associated protein 4 homolog (gene l(3)72Dn). Gene Ontology annotation, molecular function: RNA binding; protein binding. The transcript has 11 exons. Bases 115 to 2247 code for a protein of 710 amino acids. Gene Ontology annotation, cellular component: 90S preribosome; t-UTP complex; small-subunit processome. Gene Ontology annotation, biological process: maturation of SSU-rRNA from tricistronic rRNA transcript (SSU-rRNA, 5.8S rRNA, LSU-rRNA). The record is from RefSeq and is a predicted model, not a curated record. NCBI's taxonomy places the organism in Eukaryota, Metazoa, Arthropoda, Insecta, Lepidoptera, Cosmopterigidae.